Molecule: messenger RNA, 801 nt
Organism: Aureococcus anophagefferens
Lineage: Eukaryota; Pelagophyceae; Pelagomonadales; Pelagomonadaceae
Exons: 2
Coding region: 1-801 (266 amino acids)
Biological process (GO): isoprenoid biosynthetic process
Molecular function (GO): 2-C-methyl-D-erythritol 4-phosphate cytidylyltransferase activity
Source: RefSeq, a predicted model, not a curated record
AUGUAUUGCAAGCUCUUUGCGUUGCUCAUCGCGACGUGCGGCGCCUUCGUGGCGCGGUCGCCCCUGCCGGCGAUCGCGCCGCGCCGCUGCGCCGCGAGAGCGGCGCCGACGGCGGCCGCGGACGUCGCCGUCGUGCUGCUCGCCGGCGGCGUCGGGAGCCGCAUGAAGGCGGACCGGCCGAAGCAGCGCCUCGCGGGCAAGCCCGUGCUCUACCACUCGCUGGACCUCUUCCUCGGCCUCGAGGGCGUGUCGUCGCUCGUGCUCGUCAUCAACGAGCAGUACCGCGGCGAGUUCGCGCCCUACGCGGCGGACGGCCGCGUGACCUUCGCGGACCCCGGCGCGGAGCGCCAGGACUCCGUGCGCAGCGGCCUCGACGCGUGCCCGGCCGACGCGGCGCUCGUCUGCAUCCACGACGCCGCGCGGCCGCUCGUCACGCCCGAGGAGAUCUUCAAGGUCAUCGGCGACGCGCGCGACCACGGCGCGGCCGUGCUCGGCGUGCCCGUCAAGGCGACGGUCAAGGAGAGCGACGACGGCGAGUUCGUGCUGCGCACGGUGGACCGGAGCCGGCUCUGGGAAGUGCACACGCCGCAGGUCAUCAAGCCCGCGCUCCUCCGCGAGGGCUUCGACAAGGUCGCCAAGGAGGGCCUCGAGGUCACGGACGACGUGAGCAUCAUCGAGCAGCUCGGCCUGCCCGUCAAGCUCACGCUCGGCGAGUACACGAACCUCAAGGUCACGACGCCCGACGACAUGGUCGUCGCGACGCAGAUCCUCGACCAGCGCGCGGCGGCCGCCGCGAACUAG